This is a messenger RNA of Symbiodinium necroappetens, 540 nucleotides long. NCBI's taxonomy places the organism in Eukaryota, Dinophyceae, Suessiales, Symbiodiniaceae. The record is from the annotation of a GenBank genome assembly.
AUGCACAAGGAUCUAAACACCAUCGAGCAGCAUCUGAAGUACUGCAAGCGUGCCAAUGCCAUGGCCACCCUACUUGUUGGGAAGCUGUUGGAAGGCGAGGUGGAAGAGCUGCCGGACUUGUCGGACGCCGAGAAGGUGAUGGAGAAGUAUCGCCUGGACGAUGAUGCAAAGUCGAAACUGCGUGAAAUCAUCGAGAAGCGGGCGGAGGACAAGGACGAGGUCCUGGUGAAGAUCAAGAAGCACCUGGACAACUGCGCAAAUCCGUCGUCGAUGAUUUGCAAGAUCGCGAGGCCGCUGAUUGACAACGAGAACUUGCCAGAUCCGCCCGAUCGGCCGCAAAAGGGCGGCGAAAAGGGCGAAGGAAAAGGUGGUGGCAAGGGCAAAGACAAGGACAAUCGGGAUCGGAACCGCAGCCGCAGCCGCGACCGGCAUCGAAGCCGUAGCCGACGACGGCGCAGCCGGAGCCGUGGCAAACGCAGCCGCAGCCGCGGCAGGGAGAAGAGCCGCAGCCAGGAACGCAAGAAGCCGUCCGAAGACUGA